AUGGGCCGCUCCGCAAAGCUCAUGAAGCGUCCUACGCAAAAGCAAAAGGCCGUCUCCAAGAUGGCCAAGGCCGCUAGCAAGCCUGUCCCCCAGGCUGAGCCUGAGCGUGUGGUCGAAGAGUCUGCCGGCCCCAAGGCCAAGAAGCGCAGGAUGAUGCGUGCCAAGGCUGAGAAGAAGGAGGCCGAGAAGAAGUAA
Messenger RNA from Apiotrichum porosum, 195 nucleotides. RefSeq lists its product as uncharacterized. The transcript has 2 exons. NCBI's taxonomy places the organism in Eukaryota, Fungi, Basidiomycota, Tremellomycetes, Trichosporonales, Trichosporonaceae. The record is from RefSeq and is a predicted model, not a curated record. The coding region runs from base 1 to 195 and encodes 64 amino acids.